Molecule: messenger RNA, 1020 nt
Organism: Coccomyxa subellipsoidea C-169
Lineage: Eukaryota; Viridiplantae; Chlorophyta; Trebouxiophyceae; Coccomyxaceae
Product: TPT-domain-containing protein
Exons: 8
Coding region: 1-1020 (339 amino acids)
Cellular component (GO): Golgi apparatus
Molecular function (GO): antiporter activity
Source: RefSeq, a predicted model, not a curated record
AUGCUCGACCGUACUUCUCCAGCAAAGCAGAACCUGCCACAGGCUGUGUCAAAGGUGGUGGGCGUGAAGGCAGCACCCUCGGUGGUGACGCUGUCAUUCGUGACGAUGUGGUAUGGCCUGAACGUGGCCUUCAACCUGCUGAACAAGACCAUCUUCAACUACUUCCCCUUCCCCUACACCGUCAGCGCUGUCCACGUGGUGGUCGGCCUCGCCUACUGCUCUCUGACGUACCUUCUUGGCGCCAAGAAGGCUUCCUUCGGCCGGGCGAUCACCAAGGGCGAAUUCAAGCAGAUCUUCGGCCCCGCGGCGAUGCACGCGGUGGGCCACAUUGCGGCCAACCUGUCCUUUGCCGCGGUGGCUAUCUCGCUGACGCACACAGUGAAGACGCUGGAGCCGGCCUUCAAUGUGCUGCUGUCCAAGCUCUUCCUGGGCGUGGGCACCCCCCUCCCCGUCGUCAGCACCCUCAUCCCCAUCAUGAUGGGAGUGGCGCUGGCGUCUGCCUCGGACCUGACCUUCAACUGGACCGGCUUCAUCUCUGCCAUGGUCUCCAACCUCACCUUCGGCUUCCGCGCAGUCUGGUCCAAGAAGGCGAUGUCAAACAUCAAGAACCUGGACAGCACGGCGAUCUACGCGUACACGACGCUGAUCAGCGUGCUCAUCUGCGUGCCGGCCGCACUCAUCUUUGAGGGCCCCAAGCUGCAGGCCGCCUCCGCCAAGGCGCUCGAGGCCCACCCAGACUUCUACUUCUCCCUCUUCCUUGUCGGCCUCCUCUACCACCUCUACAACCAGUUUGCCUUCAACACGCUGUCGCGUGUCAGCCCUGUGUCCCACGGCGUCUGCAAUGUGGUGAAGCGCGUGGUCAUCAUUGGCACAUCUGUGAUCUUCUUCGGCACCACCCUCACCAUGAAGACCAAGCUCGGAACUGGUAUUGCGCUCUUGGGAACCUACCUGUACACUGAGGCCACCAAGAAGUACAAACCCGCUCCCGCCCCAAAGAUUCCCCCACCCGCAACCGCCUAG